ACUGUUAGUUCAUUGCUAAUUAGUUUUUAUGACAGACAUUAGACAAGUGCAUAUUAUUGAACUAAGUUUCAAUUGAGUCUCCCUCAAGAAUAUGAUGUGUUUAAAUUAUUACUAUUUUAUAUACCUUGCAGUAUUAUUUUGUAGUGCAUACUGUGAUGAUGAGGCCACUACAGAAGGUACACAGAAAUUACUGGAAACUUAUAGCAACUACAUAAAUGCUUCCCACGACCUGGACAAGAGUGACAGAAUGAUGAUGAAGGAAUGGACAUCAGAUUUCCUGCUGCAGAUUGUCAAUAUAACAUCACAUUAUAGACUGGACAUGGCGAGGCAUAAAGAGCAUAACUUUAUGGGUAUUAAAUCUAAUCCUAAAUGGAAGGAAUGUAUGGACUUGCACCAGAACGAAAUAAACAAAGCAGAAACAACUUACUAUGGCAAGGAAAGCAAAUGUGUAAAGACUGCAAACGAGGAGGGGGAUAGGAAAAAGCAUUCUGUUACUCAAAUGGAAAAAGAGAUCAGAAAAUGGCGGAAAAGCUACAGAUAUUUAUCAAAUCAAUGCAAUAUUAAUAACCCAGGUGACGAAGAAGCUGCUGGGGAGUGCUUAGUUGAAUAUAUGCAAAAAGACAACUACCACAUAACAUUUCAAAGGCUGAUACUUCUCAAGCUAGAGUCCAUGUCGGAUCUGUACAACCAAAUUCUGUCUUCACUCAGAACCUUAGAAGUGUGUCUGAAGACAGUUCUAUCGCGUUAUUUGGGUGAUGUAAGGUUAAUUAUGAACAAUUUACACCGUUGUUAUGAUAUUACAAACUAGCAACACGUGUGAAAACCCUAGAAUUUUUCAUACUAAAAUAUUAUAAAAUUAAAUUAAAAAUAGUACUUACCUACUGAGGUUUCGUUUGUGGUUAGUUACCACCCUACCGGCAAAGCCGCCAAUUUACCGCUAACCGAUAGGGGGUUAAUGAAACUGCCAUUGCCCUUCCAAGUUAGCCCACUUCCAUCUUAGACUACGUAAUCACUUACCAUCAGGUGAGACCGCAGUCAAGGGCUAACUUGUAUUAGAAUUUUAAAAAAUCCGGUCAAGUUCGAGACGGACUUGCUCACGAACGGCUCCAAUCAUACAAAAUAUCGCCAUCGAUAUUUGUUUUAAACUGAUUUUAGAGAUUAGACUACCUAGGUUUCUGUGGUGUGAUGAAAUAAAACAAAAAUGAUAAAAAGUAUAAAGAAUAAUUUCGUUGUAUAUUUAUAUUCGAUACAAAAUUGUCAAUUAAAGCGAAUAUUUACAAGGAAAGGUUAAAAUUAUAAAACUAAGUCAUUACGUAAAAAUUACUAAUUUGUACAAAAAUACUACUUAUACUAUGGCAAUACUUAAUGGUAAAUAUUAUAAUUAAAAUAACAAUAAUGACAGUACGUUUUAGCGUUUAAACUAUCGUGUGUGCAGAGUGACGACAGCCGGUUCCCAUUUGUCGUCUGUCGGGCCCGGAUUUUAAUCGGAUGUUCCAGCGGCGGAACAUUUUAUAUGAAGCUAUUCACACUUGUCUGAAACCGAUUUUGUUUCAAAAUGUUCUGUCACUGGAACAUCCGAUUAAAAUCCGGACCCGACAGCCGACAAGUGGGAACGGGCUGUGAUAUCCAAUAUAAGUUAUAUUGGCAAUAUGACAUAAUGUUGCACUUUUUAUUGGUAAAAACGCUAGAAAACGAUAAUAAAUAAAAAAUAUAGCUCAUUUCGCAAGAUAACUUUUUGGAAUACCUAUAUUAAAAUGGACGGAAUUAGUUUCAAAUAUUUGAAUUGGCUAAGUUACUUGAGAUUCUAGUUAAAAUAUUUUUUCUAAGGAAUAUUUACAUUAUACGCA
Maniola jurtina (meadow brown) is the source of this 1847-nucleotide messenger RNA. RefSeq lists its product as uncharacterized. The record is from RefSeq and is a predicted model, not a curated record. The coding region runs from base 92 to 808 and encodes 238 amino acids. NCBI's taxonomy places the organism in Eukaryota, Metazoa, Arthropoda, Insecta, Lepidoptera, Nymphalidae. The transcript has 5 exons.